Messenger RNA from Soboliphyme baturini, 615 nucleotides. Lineage: Eukaryota; Metazoa; Nematoda; Enoplea; Dioctophymatida; Soboliphymatidae. The record is from the annotation of a GenBank genome assembly.
AUGAGUGUGUCAGGGUGGGUGCUGUCUGUAGACAACCUUGUUUUAUUGCUACCUUCUGAAGCUGAUCUUCAGUGCUCCCUAGAAAGGUUCGCAGCCGCCGAGUGCGACGUGACCGGCAUGCGUGUGAACGCAUCUAAAACGAAAAGUCUAGUGCUUUUUCGUUCUCCUGUCCGUAUUUCUCUUCAGAUUAACGGAGAGACAGUAAAGCAGGUGGAAAAGUUAAAGUACCUCGGAACUAUAUUUACUAGUGAUGGACAGUUGGAGGAAGAGAUCGACCGGCGAAUUGGUGUAGCCAGUGGGGUUCUGCGUGAACUAGCGCGACCCGUUGUGACGAAAGGAGAGCUCGGUCUGAAAACUAAGCUCUCGGUGUUCAAGUCGAUCUUUAUCCCCCUGCUUACCUAUGGUCCAAGUAGUUGCGAUUUUGCUACCCAAGUAGCGACUCCUUGCCUUUGGAAUUCAACACAAGACAUAUUCAGUGCACUGGCCGAUGCCCUUGGUCUUAGUUACGUGACCAACCUUGGCGAAAACCUAAUUGAAUUUCCGUUGAGCUUCUGCGGGCACUGUGCGGUGACUCUGACCAUAAGCAGUGAUCCUGAUCUAGCAACUUGCCCGUAA